Molecule: messenger RNA, 2434 nt
Organism: Physcomitrium patens
Lineage: Eukaryota; Viridiplantae; Streptophyta; Bryopsida; Funariales; Funariaceae
Source: RefSeq, a predicted model, not a curated record
GAGUGAACAAACCAUCUUCGCAGUCACUCGAUCACAUUUUAAUUUGUAUAAACCCCUUCUUUCGAUCCCACUGUAGAUACCAAUCUCUGUGAUAGAACCCACCUGGUUCAAUUUUUUGUGUAAGUAUUGUGUUGUUGGUGUUUUCAUUGCUGCGUUGAGAUAGAGGUGCUGUAGUCGAGCGUGAAGAGAAGGUUCAGAGUUUAGCGAUCUUUUUGUAAGAAUGGCAGGAGCUGGAAAGAUGAGUUACGCCGAUAUGGCAAAGACCAAAGGCAAUGACGCUAAGGAAUCCGUCGACGAUGGCAAGCAUGAGGCCAAUGCGGCAGCUCACGAUGCGGAGGAUGUUGCAUCUGCCUUCGGCAAGGGUGCGAAGGAUACCGCGCAAACGACUGCUGAGAACGUUAAGAACUUGGGCGGUGAUGCAGCCGACGCAGCCAAGAACAAGGCUGAGGAUGUGAAGGAAGGUGCGGAAAAAAAGGGCGAGCAAGCGAAGGAGAAGGCUCCUGAUACAAAGGAUGCCGCAAAGGACACUUCUGGAUCCGCCAAGAGCAAGACUGGAACAGUAACUGAGUCGGAGUCUGAUAUUACGAAGAAAAUUGACACUGAUGUCUUCGGGACCGACGAGUUCCCCGCAACUGGUGAAGCAGAGUCUCACAAAGAUGCGUCGCACAUGCGAGACGAGAAGAAACCUUCGCACAAAGAAUCUUCGAAUGAAGAGUCUCACCACGACGUGUCGCACAAGCGCGACGCAAAGAAAACUUCACACAAGGAGUCUUCGAAGGAGGACAAAUCUGCCCAUGGCCCAGACGGUUCUGACAUUACCAAGGAAAUUGAUAGCGAUGUUUUGAGGACUGAGGAGUUUCCGGCAACUGGUGAACGCCCCAAAGGUUUUUACGGGGGUGAGUCUCGCAGGGAUGAGUCUCACAAGGAUGAGUCUGAAGGCGGCGAUGUGAAGAACUUCGAGGGUUCAGAGUUUGACGUUUCUACCAAGCGCGAGGAUUCCACACACGAGCAUUCGAAGCACGAAGACAAGAGCGAUGAUUCUAAGCCCACGACACACAGGCAAGUUUCUGGAACAUCGGUGGCUGACAUUGUUAAGAGAAUUGACGCUGAUGCACUGAGGACUGACAAGUUCCCAGCAAUCGGUGAACGAUCUUCCAGGAGGCAUGAGUCAACGUCUCACCACGAGAGCAAACCCGAGUUUCACCACGAGCGCAAGUCAGAGUCUCACCAUGAGCGCAAAUCAGAGUCUCACCAUGAGCGCAAAUCAGAGUCUCACCACGAGAGCAAGUCAGAGCCUCACCACGAGAGGAGGCCUGGUGUGAAGACAGCGGAUGAGGAAGUAGAGGAUGCGUUGCGCGCCGCGCGAGGCGAAUCGACCGAUGUUACAGACAGAGCAGCUGAUAAGGCAAAGGAAACGAAAGACGCAGCGGCUGACAAGGCACACCAAACUAAGGACGCUGUAGCGGACACAGCCCAGAGAGCUGUGGACAACAUGGGCGAUGCAAAGGAAGACAUCAAGGGCGCCGCGGUAGAUGCUAAGGACACCGUGAAGAACACAGCAGGAGACAUCAAAAACGAAGCAGACAAUUCAGCGAGCGCACACCAGCCCAAGGUAGGCGAAGCCAAGGAAGACGCAGGUCACAAAUGGGACCACACCAAGAACAAAGCCGGCGAACUCGCAGGAUCUGUGCAGGAAUCUGCAGGAGCAGCAGGAAAUGUGGUGAGGGAGAAAGCAGAGCAGGUGAGGGACUCAGUCAGCAGUGCUUUGGGAGCUUCGAAAGAGAAGGCCAACGAAGCCAGUGAACACAUCCAAGACAAAGCUGCUGAUUCUCAAAGGGCCGCAUCUGCAAGGCAAGAUGCGGCUGCAGCUCGUGGUGAGUACACAGCUGACAGCGAGUGGAAGAGCAGGGCUGAUGCAGCAAAAGACAAGGUUGAUGAGGCCAAGAGCAAUGCUAAUGAAGCUUAUGGGAAAGCUGCAAAUGACACCAAAACUGAUGUGUACCCCAAGGCUCAGGAAACCGAGGAAGCGAAAGGCAUUUUGGGUGCUGUUACGAACAUCCUCGGUGAGGCUUCCAUGGUCAUUCAGGACACUGUGAACGCUCCUGGAGAGAGAAUUAGCGACGAGUAGAACAACAGACAAUCUGAUGCUGUUGCUGUGAUUUGUGAUUCUGCUUUGUGGAUAUGAGUUGCCGUUAGAUUGGUACCUGAUGAUAUCAUCACAUUUAGCUCUCGAUUUUAGCUUCAUGGGGUCUCUGGGUUGUGCUUUUGUGAGCUUGGAGAUCAACGGCGACCACAUCACAGCUUGAUGUUUCUAUAAUAAGAGCGUAGUUUUCUCUCGAUUGGAUUAGGUUUUUGAGACUGUAAUCAAACUUGAAUCCGGAGUUUCUUUUGUAUUCAAUGAUACUGUAAUAUUAACAGCCGGUUUCGUGUUGAA